Messenger RNA from Myotis myotis, 3389 nucleotides. It is a transcript of the gene GDE1, whose product is annotated as glycerophosphodiester phosphodiesterase 1. Gene Ontology annotation, biological process: lipid metabolic process. Gene Ontology annotation, molecular function: phosphoric diester hydrolase activity. The coding region runs from base 562 to 1227 and encodes 221 amino acids. The transcript has 7 exons. NCBI's taxonomy places the organism in Eukaryota, Metazoa, Chordata, Mammalia, Chiroptera, Vespertilionidae. The record is from RefSeq and is a predicted model, not a curated record.
CCGCCGCCGCCGCCGCCAUUGCGCGGCGCUGUAACCCUUGAAGGGUGCUCCUGCGCUUCGAGCCUCUGCCCGCGCGCCGGGCCCUGCAGGUGCUGCGGCCCCGCGACCGCGUCUCCGCCAUCGCCCACCGCGGCGGCUGCCACGACGCCCCCGAGAACACGCUGGCGGCCAUUCGGCAGGUGAGACCCCGGCCGCCUCGCGCACCUCCGGGGAGCUGGGACUGCUUCCUGCGUGUCUUUUCCGAAGGUUCCCCCGUCUUCUCACGAUUGCCUGCCUUCCCAUAACCCCAUUCGCCCGCCGGGAAGACAUUGAAGUGGCCCUCCAUCCCUUUGACGUCUGGCAAGCCUCCCGACUUCAAGUAUUUAUAGAACCCAGCGAGUACGCUCAUGUUUGCCAGGUGCCAGGCGCUGAGCAUGCAGUCAUGGACAAGACAGAAAGGCAUCUGGCUUGUACAGAAGUUGCACUGGAGUCCAGGAGACAGGCCUUAAACACGCAGCUAAGAAUGGAGCCACAGGCGUGGAGCUGGACAUUGAGUUUACCUCUGAUGGGGUUCCCGUCUUAAUGCACGAUAACACAGUGGAUAGGACGACAGAUGGCACUGGUCGAAUAUGUGAUUUGACAUUUGAACAAAUUAGGAAGCUUAAUCCUGCAGCAAAUCACAGAUUAAGGAAUGAUUUCCCUAAUGAAAAAAUCCCUACCUUGAGAGAAGGAGUUGUAGAGUCCCUAAACCAAAACCUCACAAUCUUCUUUGAUGUCAAGGGCCAUGCAAAUAAGGCUAUUGAUGCUCUAAAGAAAAUAUAUAUGGAGUUUCCUCAACUAUACAAUACUAGUAUGGUCUGCUCUUUCUUGCCAGAAGUUAUCUAUAAGAUGAGACAAACAGAUCGGAAUGUAGUAACGGCUUUAACUCACAGACCUUGGAGCCUCAGCCAUACGGGAGAUGGGAAACCACGCUAUGAUAACAUGUGGAAACUGUCCACAUUUGUGGUCUUAGACAUUUUACUCGACUGGAGCAUGCAUAAUGUCUUGUGGUACCUGUGUGGGAUUUCAGCUUUCCUCGUACAGAAGGAUUCUAUAUCCCCGAACUACCUAAAGAAGUGGUCCGCUAACGGCAUUCAGGUGGUUGGUUGGACUGUUAAUACUUUUGAUGAAAAAAGUUACUAUGAAUCCUAUCUUGGUUCCAGCUAUAUCACCGACAGCAUGUUGGAAGACUGCCCACCUCACUACUAGACUUUUCCCCCAGGGAGGAAGCCAUGGGUACAGAGAUUGCCUGCUGGCCUCAUGCAGGGAUCCUGAAAAACCCUUUGUGCUAGCCCAAGCCAUGGGGAAUCGGGUGGCCCGCAGAAGCACUAGUUGGUAAUUGCAUUUUAACCUUGGACCAAAGCAAAGCCUGGUGUUGCCACCGUGCUCCAUGGAAUGCCUGAGUUCAACACCAUUGCUCUUGAAAAUCUGGGUCUGCAAAAAAAGGCACAAUAGCUCCUGCCCAGACCUUGCUGAGGCACACACCAAGACCCAGUGAGGAUAGGCACAGGUUGAGCUGUGCAAUGUGGGAGCACAAAUGCAAAUGCAUGGGAUACGCAUGAUCACUCAAACUUGACAUUUUAAAAUUUGACACACAUGUAAUUUAUUUAAAAUAUUUGUAUUUGGCUACAUUAUCAAUGUACUGUAGUCAUCAAACUUGUGACCAUACUAAUAAUAAAAUCAUUAAAAGGAGCACGAAGGGAAAACUGCUUAUCAAGCAUCAAAUCCUAGGACAUAAGGAAUUUAGGGAAGCUGCUAUCAGCAAUCCAGUGCCGGGGCAACAGCUUCAGUGUGACGCAAAUGUCAGGGAAGUCUUGACACCAGCCUGAGGGAUUGUUUGUGGUAUCUUGAAAUAAGAACUAUAGACCACUAGGGGGCAGAGUUUCACCCUUUCAGGCUACUCUACAACAGAUGAUCGGAGACUAUUCAAGGACAUCUAGGCUUAUCCUCAUUUUACGUGAGAAAACUAAAACCUGUGAAAGGGAAGGGUCUUAUUCAAAAAUGACACCACUGGUGAUGUAGCAGAGCCUGAUCUUAUGAUAGUUAAAAUUUUUUUUUUACUAUUUGCCAGGAUCUUUAGUGGUUUUUAACACAUUAUCUUAAUUAAAUCUCACAAAAAUCUUAGAGGUAUUGGCUUUUUGAGGAAACUGAGGCACUGCAAAAUUAGUUACUUAAGGUCUCAAAUUUCUUGGUGCAAUUGGGAUUCAAAUCUAGGUUGGUCUGACUCAGAGCUCUUGCUUUUAACCCCCUGCCUGCCUUUAUACAGCUCUUGAUUCCCAAUUCCUUCCCACACGAGCUACUGGAGGGUCUUAUUGUGAACUUAAAUAGCAAUAUUUAAAAUAAAGUUGAGACUUUAAAAGAUUGCAAAGCUUUCUUUCUCCUCUAGGCCCCUCUUCCCCCUACCUAACAGCCCCAUCUGUAGCCUUGAUCGCAGGCCUCACUACUUAGUCAUGACUUCCCUCCUGAGUCCAGUGGGUCACCAGCCUCGCACGCGCGGCAGGCCACCGGUCCACGCAGCCAGGUGGCCGUGAGAAGCAAAUGGACUUUUGCUAUAGUUGGUGUUGGCAGGAGCAUGUAGGUGGGGUUUGGGAUAAUUUUCCAUUUAUAAAAUUUUCCUUGAAUGUUAAGAUUAUAAGAUAAAGAUUUAUUCAAUAAAUGGAGCAGAUACCUAAACUGCAUGUAUUUCUGUGUCACAUUAUGACAAAUGAUGAGAACCACCCAAAAUUUCUGUGGCCCAAAUUCCUCCUGUGACUUAUAUUCAGAGAUGCACACCGACAGGGAAGGAAUGCCUUUAGGGGCAGUAAAGUUAACAUCCCUCUUGUGUGAAGACCUUUUGAAAGCCAGUUUACUGUCUUGACUUUUGUCCCGAAUCCAUUUUGCUCUUGACUGUGCCAUACCCAAUUAAGGAUUUAGAGCCUGUGCUAAAGUGGCUUGGGCCUUGAAGAAUGGAGAGUUUGGAUGAAGAAAGAUGUUAAUAAGUAUUACUGUUGCCUGCCCACUGUGGCUCUGGUUGAGCGCUGACCUAUGAACCAGGAGCUCAAGGUUUGAUACCUGGUCAGGGCACAUGCCCCGGUUUUGGGCUUGAUCCCCAGUAAGGGGUGUGCAGGAGGCAGCCAAUCAAUGAUUCUCAUCGUUGAUGUUUCUAUUCUCUCCCUCUCUGAAAUAAUAUAUAUACUAUUAAGUACUUACUUGAAAGGCUUGGUAUUGGGUUAAAAACAGGAUUUGGGAUCAGAGAAAGGUAAAUCUGAUUUCCUGAUUAGCACCUUGCCAGCUGUAUGACCUUGGACUAGUUACUAAUUCAUCUGUAAAAUAAGGGCAGUAGUAGUGUCACCUCAGAGGGUGGUUGUGAUUAAACGAAAGUUCAUGUAAAA